This is a messenger RNA of Condylura cristata (star-nosed mole), 1538 nucleotides long. It is a transcript of the gene VBP1, whose product is annotated as von Hippel-Lindau binding protein 1. Gene Ontology annotation, molecular function: tubulin binding. Lineage: Eukaryota; Metazoa; Chordata; Mammalia; Eulipotyphla; Talpidae. Bases 31 to 624 code for a protein of 197 amino acids. The record is from RefSeq and is a predicted model, not a curated record. Gene Ontology annotation, cellular component: cytoplasm; prefoldin complex. Gene Ontology annotation, biological process: protein folding; microtubule-based process; tubulin complex assembly. The transcript is spliced from 6 exons.
GGCUCCGAGCACCGCGCCGGCUUCCCUAACAUGGCGGCCGCGAAGGACGGCUGCGGCUCGGGCGAGGCGGCCGCAGGCAGCGGGCGGAGGCUCCACCUGGGGAUCCCCGAGGCCGUGUUCGUGGAAGAUGUGGACUCUUUCAUGAAGCAGCCUGGGAACGAGACUGCAGACUCGGUCCUGAAGAAGCUGGAUGAGCAGUACCAGAAGUACAAGUUCAUGGAACUGAACCUCGCCCAAAAGAAGAGGAGGCUAAAAGGUCAGAUUCCUGAAAUAAAGCAGACUUUAGAAAUUCUCAAAUACAUGCAGAAGAAAAAAGAGUCCACCAGCGCGCUGGAGACCAGGUUCUUACUGGCAGACAACCUGUACUGCAAGGCCUCCGUCCCUCCUACCGAUAAAGUGUGCCUCUGGCUGGGGGCGAAUGUGAUGCUUGAGUAUGACAUUGAUGAAGCGCAGGCGCUGCUGGAAAAGAACUUAGCGACUGCCACGAAGAAUCUCGAUUCUCUUGAGGAAGACCUUGACUUUCUUCGAGAUCAGUUUACUACCACAGAAGUCAAUAUGGCCCGGGUUUAUAACUGGGAUGUGAAAAGAAGAAACAAAGAUGACCCCACCAAGAACAAAGUGUGAUGCUGGCACUUCAACCUGCGGUUCCGUUUCCCAGACGUUAUUUUAACCGCCCCACACUUUCUCCUUAAGGGUUGAUAGAACUUCCAGUGAUUUUUUUUAACAAGAAUGAUAAUUAAACCUUUUAAAAAAGAUACACAUCAUUUUAUUUAUUUAUAAAAGCAAAUUAAUUUCAGAUACUGUAUGACAUUAGCAGUAUUAUGUCUUCCCACCUUCCCAACAAAGUAAACACUGCUUUCAUCAUUUUGUUUUGCUUCUUUGUCGUAGGAAAAGUCUUAGCUGAAAUGGCCGAAAACUGUGAGGUCUGCGGCAGAAGCUAAACUCUGGACACGUUAGCAGUUGAGUUUUUCUUUGCAGCUGAUGUGACUCUCACUUUGAUGAGAUUAAACCAGGUUAGAGGCAGGAAGAAGUCGCUCUGACUGCUGGCACGCUUGUUUCUUUGGUGGUACAUGUGGGUUGUCUGCUGGCCCCGAACAUUCCAGUACUGUGCACUUGCAGGGAGCAGCACUUUGCCUUCCUGAGCAGCACGAGGGCCGGCGAGACAUCUUUCCUUCCCCCUUGUUAACGUGCAGUGUCUUCGCGCUGCCAGCCGGUGGGUGCUCUUGGCCGCCGUGAAGUUGCGCUACUUACUCUUAGCUGAGGCAGCUUUGCAUUUCUUAGCAGUUCUCCAAAGCAGCUGGCCUGUACUCUCGAGAUAAAUAUAAAUCUGCAGUGGUUGACAAGAGUUGUGAGCUUUUUUACCCACAAUAAAACCUCAUAGGAAUAGUCAAAAGUCCCACGGGAAGCCGUUGGCAUGGAGGCCGGUAGCCGGCGCUACGCAUUGUGGGAAACAUAACCGUCGUGUCUCCCUCUGUGUAGUGACAAGUACGCUUGUCCAGUGUUUUGUACGUGCAUUUCAUGUUAUUAAAACAGUGAAG